Messenger RNA from Schistosoma rodhaini, 5818 nucleotides. Lineage: Eukaryota; Metazoa; Platyhelminthes; Trematoda; Strigeidida; Schistosomatidae. The record is from the annotation of a GenBank genome assembly.
GUUAUUUCAAGUCAUAUAUGAAACGAGGUGUACAGAAAAUUUUAAUUAGCACAAACACCACUAUUGUUUUACAGUGAUGCAUACAGACAGUUACACUAUAUCUUAAUAUUGCAGCUGACCAAAUAUGUCGUAACCAAAAUAGUGUUCAUGUUCAAGCUAAUCAUCUCCAAUGCCAUCAGAAAGAGCCUCAGAAGCCGCGAUCGAACAAUCUCAAAGUGUAAUUCUGUUCUACGUAUUAGUUGGUCAAAGACUGGACGUUUCCUAUGAAGAAAUAGAUGAAAGUUUUAAAAGAAAACUGGACUUUCACAUAGUUUUCUUUUGAAGAGAAAAACACUGGCCAGCCGAUCUACUGUCGUAAUUACAGAGGAUUUCAGUAGAUCGUUUCCAAGUCGAAUGUUCACUAUUGAAUGGAUUUAUGAUUGACCCGCGCAUUCAACACUUCUACUGGAGCCUUACAUCGAUGUUGUGUAUAUUCACUUUGAAGUGUCUUUCAAAACUUUUCGUUCCAAUUGGAAUUGAAGUUAUAAAGAUAGUUGUUUAUGCUUAUGAGUACCUUACAUGGCCACUGUACUACUUAUUCAGCAAAACAUUGAGGUAUAUGCCUCUGCCCAACUCUCCUGUUGACAGCGACUGGACGUAUAAUGAAGAAGAAAGUCGAACUUUGGCACUUCCCGUACGUGAGGGUGAUCCUGGUUCGCCAUGGAGAGCAGUUGAGGCCCUCGAUGGUCUGACAAGUUCACUUCCUGGAUGUAAAGAUUUGGUUGAUGUUUGGCUCCGCACUGUCAAGCUGUGGCCUGAUUUGCCUGCGUUUGGAACCAGAGCCGUUUUACGCACGGACUACAGAUCAUCCAUAGUUGUAUAAAUGAAACAAAACACCUGGUACCUGCUAGGAUUGAACAUUCUAUCUAAUGGUGAUGUCGCAAAGUUGCAUUGUUGCGGAACUAUGAUUUUGUUCCCAUAUUAGUGCAAACCAAGCUAUUCAUAUGGUGUUCAGUAAAUAUGGAUCCCUUAUGUGCUUCCGUGCCGAAUAAUUCUCAUUUCUAAGUCUUAGUGUGUUUUUGUUUUUUUAGUGAGUAUAAUGGUAAGUAGAUACUUCCCCAUAAAAAGUAUUUCAUAUGUUGUGUUUGUUAUGUAUCCUAAUUUCGUAUGAUUUUGUCCCGCACUAGCCGAGUCCCGACGGAAGACUAAUGAUUGAGCUCACUUUGGGUGAGUACUCUUGGGAGACAUUUUGGGACGCUGAACGUCGAGUAUCCCAUCUAGCAGCUGGCUUGUAUUCAAUGUUGGGUUCCAUUAAGGAACAUAAUCAGCCCAUUGCAUUAUUCAGUGAAACAAGAGCUGAGUGGAUGUUUGCUGCUCAAGCUUGCUUUCGUCUCAACCGACCUGUCGCUACUCUGUACGCUACUCUCGGUGAUGAUGCAUUGGUACAUGGAUUUAAUGAAACUGAAGCUGUGGUCGUGUUCACAAGCGAUGAGCUCUUAUCAAAAGUAAUUAAAAUUGUUCAAAGAUGUCCUUCAAUUCAACGUAUUAUAUAUUUCACAAAUGGAGUUUUUAAUCGAGAACUUUACACAGAAGUUGACAACCUGGCUGUUCCAUCUGGAAGUGCUACUGCCAGUGUUGCAGAAGCUCUGACAAAAUGUCCGUCAAAUUUACAUCUACACGAUAUAAUCGAAGUCGAACGUUUGGGAGCUGCAGUAAUCAUGAAAGAUAGAGAAAAACAAACAACGAGUACUUCCACACCAAUUACAGGGAAUAAUAAUCACUCAUCAAACGGUUAUGAAGGUUUAUGGAUGCCUCCUGCAUCAGAACGUGCCAGUCCCUUAGAUUUAGCUGUGAUCAUGUACACAAGUGGAUCAACAGGUCAACCUAAAGGCGUUGAAAUGACCCAUGAAAAUUUAGUUAGUGCCAUAGCUGGUCAUCUACAACGUUUACCGAAACUUCGUAGUAAUUACGACAUAUAUAUAGGAUAUUUACCGCUAGCUCAUGUUUUAGAGCUUACCUGCGAAUUAUCCUGUGUCAUUAUGGGUGUACGAAUUGGUUACUCGAAUCCACAAACACUAACAGACACUUCAUCCCGUAUUAAACGAGAUUACUGCUUAGGUGAUGUCAGUCUUCUUCGACCUACUCUUUUUGCCAGUGUACCUACUGUAUUAGAACGUAUUUCUAAGGCUGUUUGGGAAAAAGUGAACGCUGGCGGUGAAUUUCUUCAAGCUCUCUUCAAAUUUGCAUAUGCCUACAAAUGCCGACGAAUUCAUGGUGGUUUUCCAAGUUUCCUCGUGGAUCGGUUGAUUUUCCGUAAGGUUAGAUCCCUCAUGGGUGGACGAAUUCGUUAUAUUGUUUGUGGUGGAGCACCAUUAUCAGAAGAUUCACAAUUAUUCACAAAUAUAUGCAUCGCACCUAUUGUACAAGGUUAUGGGCUUACUGAGUCCUGUUCUACUGGCGCUUUGAUGGAGUGUGGAGAUCUGCGAUGUAAUCAUUCUGGAGCACCUGCUCCUACUCUGCAGAUUCGUCUAAGAGCAUGGCCUGAAGGUGGAUAUUCUCCCUAUGAUACACCGUCUCCACGUGGGGAGAUUCUUUUAUCUGGUAAACCGGUUUCUAGAGGUUAUUACAAACAGCCUGAAUUGACAGCUAGAGAUUUCAUAACCGAUCAAGACGGUACACGUUGGUUUUGUACUGGGGAUAUUGGCUUAAUGCAUACAGAUGGAAGUUUAUCAAUAAUUGACCGUAAAAAAGAUCUUGUUAAACUACAAGCUGGGGAAUAUGUUUCCCUUAGCAAAGUUGAAAUGGCUCUUAGUCAAUCAGCCUAUGUUGAACAAAUUUGUGUUUAUGUGGACCCGAUGCAAAAUUAUCCAAUCUGUUUCGUGUCACCGAAAUUAAAAUCGCUUAUUGACUUAGCAGAAUCUUUGAACUUAGUCCACUUACUACAUGAAGCUCGUUCAAAACUUCCUAUAGAAUCAAUGAAGGAUUCCAUUGCUAUCGAACAUGUGGAACGAGCUGUUCUCUGUAAACACCCUCAAAUUAUACAGGCUGUGUUAAAAGAUUUACAACGAGUUGCUAGAGAGAAACGUUUAAGCACUUUUGAAAUACCACAAAAAGUCGCUUUAGAUACUAUAGCUUGGACACCGGACACUGGUCUUGUAACAGAUGCAUUAAAAUUAAAACGUUUCAACUUACAAACUCGUUUUCAACAUGAAAUUGAAGAACUCUAUCAAAAGGAUACACGAGCAUAAUUAUUAAAUUAAUAAUAAAUAUUAUUCACCAAGUGAAAUACAGAAAUGAGUAUUGAAAUGUAUGCAGUACAUUCCAUCUUUAUCAUUAGUAUUUAAUAUAUAUGUGAAUAGAUAUAAUACCAACAGCUUAUUUGUAUUAAACCUUUCAAAUAGACUCAAACGGUCAUCAAUUAAAUCAUAUAAACCGACCAUAUAUAUAUAUAUAUAUAUCUUUUGUUUUACCAGCCAGUUAUUGUUGUACACAAGUCACUGGACAUAUUCAUUAUGGUCGUCAAAAAACAUUGUAUGUAUGUGAUUCUGUAGUUAUAAACGUACAUAAUUAAUGGUGCUUGAAUAGUUUGCUCUUUUCAACUUCUAUGUCUUCAUAUCGACCCCAUUUGUUUGUAGCUUCCCCAAAUUUCUCUAUGGUAUACUUCUCUCGCUCAUUCUGAUUAGUCAGUUUUCGCAUAAUUGUAUCUCUUUUCAUCAAUUCAUUUGCCUUCUUCCUGUAAAUCUUGGUAGCAGUAGUAGUAGUAAUACCAAUGAUAAUUAUCGUAACAGUGACGAUCAAAGUGGUGUAUUUAAAAUUGUUAUCUCCAAAAAUACAUCUGUUUUUCAUUCUGUUUCGUUCGAUCUUCAUUUUCAUUCAUUAAUAUGAUUAAUACUACAUAUAUUUCAUAUAUAUUAUUUAUUUGCCUUUAUUCUGUUUCUUGUCUAAAUAUUUACCGUGUCACCGGUUGAUUUUUUCUUUGUAGUUUCGUGUAUUUCUAAUUGUCUUGAAGACAUUCGUGUCUGUUUUAUAAUCUUAGUUCGAUGUUCAAUUAUUCGUUUUUUGGUAUUAAAUGUAACAAAUGGUGUAGCUUGAUCAUCUCAUAAGUUUGUCAUUGACACUUCGUUAUCAAUUCAAUUUAUUGGUUUAUUUGAUGUAGCUUUAUGUGUAUCUGCAUCUAUAUUUACAAAUAUCUAAGGUAGAUUAUAAAAAAUUAUAUUCAGCACCUCAUUUCCACGCAUAAACGUUUGCUCAUUCAUUCAUUUUUCACCUAUCUUUUCUAAGUACACAUCGUCGUUUUAUUUGCAAGUAAUCUUAGUUGACAACGUGUCCUUGUGUCUGUAUUGAUUUGACUUACUAUUUACUUGCUCCUUUUGUAAAUUUUCAUUUUUGUUUCUGAUAUGUGGACGAGAAUGAUUAUGAUUGGUUGUCUUGAUGAAUCAGACAUUAGAUAGGAUGACAGGUGUUGUGUUAUAUAUUCCCCUAUCCUUAUUAUGUAUUGAUUGUUCCUUAUUGAUUGACUGUUCUUUGUGUCGGAUUUUGGUGUGGAGAUAUAUUGACGUUACAGUCAGGCUAAUCUCGUGUUCUUGAUCUGAGUUGUGUUGAAGUCUUGAAGAAUAGACACUGGUUGGGAAUCUAGUGUAGAUAUUCGUCUAAGGUAAAUUAACAUCCCACAUACGUGUAGAAAGUUAAAGGACUGUUAUAACCAGAAACCCCUAAAGUUAUAAUCAGCAUCCUACGUUUAUAACAAUUGGCGACGGCAUCCUUACGUUUAUAACAGUUUCCUAUAAAGUAAAAAUUAUUCCCGAAAUGUUUUUCUCAACAUUCCCCUCCUUAAUUACCAAGAGUUUUGCAUUACUAAAUCUAGCCAACUUUUGUUACCUUGCCCAUACUAUUUGGUUGAAAAAAAUAAUUAAAUGUAAUUAUCUGUGAGAAUUGAAUGGAACCAGAUUUGGAAUAGCGUUGUCUUCCCUAAUUUUACUUCAUAUUGCCAAGUGUUUUCCUUAUUUUAUUUCUCUACCUUCAAGACACGCAUGAACUUGGAGUAUACGAACAACAGAUCCGUUUUCUGGUUUUUGAUAAAUCUAGAGUCUAUUAAGUACUUCAAAUUCCUAGGAUGCUUCAGGACCGGUUAGUCUUCGCCUUCAAUUAUUCACUAAGGAGCCAGGUAAUCGAUUGUUUCAUUUAUCUUGUGAGUUUUGCGCUCAAUAGAUCGGUGUCUGACAAAAUCUUGAAGUGAAUACUAGAAAUAUGCUUUGCUCCUAGCAAUCACGUCAGGCGUGAUGUACGUCUGUCUACUAAGCUACGAAUCUGCUGUUAUACUGACUUUCAAAAGUAGAGAGCGUAUGUAAACCGUAAAUAUUUGCAAUAAAGAUUACUCCGAAAAUGAGUAUGGAAAAAGUGACGAGAGUAAGCGUGUGUAUGUCGCAAAUUUUUAACGGUAGUUCGUCCCAAAUGACAAAAUUUAUGUUGAGAAGGGUUUUCACGGUGCUUCGUCUAAUCUCAUCUUGUAUGCUGUUCUAGGUUGUAGUUGAGUAUUUCUAUAUUCAAUCCAUCAUUGGAUCUUAGCAAUGUAACAAAUAGUGUACUAGAUUGAAAUUGGUGUGUCUUUUCUAGAGAGAGGUUAAGCCUAAUGUAUCACACAGUUUAAAUUAAUUUAAACUACAAUCCGCUUCCAAUUUUUGUUGUAUUCCAUUGAUUUCGAGUUCGUCACGUGUGUGACUUCUAUGUAGGAGCGAGAAUUAUUUUACCAUUGAGAGGAUACAGGCUACGUGCUUUCGAAUCGACUUACGUAUCUUCAGAAUAUGCUGAAUUGUUAGUCCCCAAAUGCCCUGGUACGGCC